UCUCAAGCGGCUCUGCCUUGGUUGAAGACGAAACUUCAUCGACGAGAAAGAAAGGUCCGGUUGUACUACAGUCCACUUCAACACUCUCUGAAGGACAUUCCAAGUCUCCUUCCGACCGUCUACCAUCACAGAAGAAAAGAAAAGGUUUCUGGUGGCCAUGAAGUCCGCAUACCUCUUGUUGUUGGCAGCGGUGGCGGUGUGUGACUUCACAGUGAGCCAAGCACAGAACAUCCCAAGCGAAACGGACCUGGAGGAGCGCCCAACGCUGAGAGACAUCCUGCAGCGCGCCGAAAGUCUACUCAUCCGCUCCAUUAUCAGAAAAAUUGAGGAAGAUGACAGCGAAAAUGAUAUGGUGUCACCUCAACUCAACUGGCUAGAGAAGCGACAACAUCCAGGAAAACGCCAACAUCCAGGAAAGCGCGAAGACGACGACUAUGAAGACUACACAGACGUGCAGAAAAGACAGCAUCCAGGAAAGCGAGAGGACGCGUCGGAGGAGUCGCUGGAACUCCAGCGAAGGCAGCACCCAGGGAAGCGCCUCAUCCUGGAUCACUUCGCUGAAAGCCCGGCUGCCCAGAGCGUCAUCUUAAACGAACUUUCCAAACGGCAACACCCGGGGAAACGCUACCUGAUGACGUUCAGCAAGCGGCAGCAUCCUGGUAGGCGCGAGAUAGACGAGAGUGACCUGGACACUGGUGACCUCUUGGGUCUGGAGAAUCGCCAAUAUUCUGGGAAAAAGUAUUUGGAUGGCACCAUCCAGGAUAUAAGCCUGAGCGGGGGUCCUUGCGACGUUCAGGAUCCUGCUAAUUGCAGUAAAACCAGUCUAUUGUUGGAGCUGCUGGAUAACGUGUCCAAACCUCGCCUUGAGGAGAAGAGACAGCACCCCGGGAAAAGGCUCGCAAUAGAAGAUGAUGUAACGGAACAGGAAUGAAGUAGUAUUGAGUACUGAAUGCUUGAACGUGUGAAUAGAGUGUAAAGAAGUAACAGAGUUAUUCCAAUAAAGAGAAUUUAAUAAUUGUUAAUCAUGCGCAUUAUUUAUGAAAUAGCACACGAAAUAUGAUAUAUUUUAGCAUUUUGCGUAUCUGGACAUGAUCUUUGAGACAGACUCAUUUGAAAAAGACAUUUGGCCUAAUUUACAAUAGGCUUAUGGCCAGUAAAGCUAUAUACUUAAUGCGUCAGCGCAGGCUACAGUUAGCAGACAGACAGCAUAGAAUAAAAAUAAUACAAUUAUUCUGUUUGUAUAGAGCAGUCCGUGAGAUUAGUCUGACAUUCAAUUGUGUGAACAUUUCAAGAUGUAAGUAAAUGUUUUCUAAAAAUGUUUGCUGUCAUAAUAAUAGGUUACAGGUGUUUAUUCCAUUGUCAUUCAUUCUGUCAGAUAACUUGAGACUUCUUUGGUAAAAUACAAA
This is a messenger RNA of Sardina pilchardus (European sardine), 1406 nucleotides long. It is a transcript of the gene trh, whose product is annotated as thyrotropin-releasing hormone. NCBI's taxonomy places the organism in Eukaryota, Metazoa, Chordata, Actinopteri, Clupeiformes, Clupeidae. The record is from RefSeq and is a predicted model, not a curated record. Gene Ontology annotation, cellular component: extracellular region; secretory granule. The transcript is spliced from 3 exons. The coding region runs from base 158 to 931 and encodes 257 amino acids. Gene Ontology annotation, molecular function: thyrotropin-releasing hormone activity. Gene Ontology annotation, biological process: positive regulation of insulin secretion; eating behavior; positive regulation of gamma-aminobutyric acid secretion.